Phytophthora nicotianae INRA-310 is the source of this 4469-nucleotide messenger RNA. RefSeq lists its product as hypothetical. The transcript has a single exon. NCBI's taxonomy places the organism in Eukaryota, Oomycota, Peronosporomycetes, Peronosporales, Peronosporaceae. Gene Ontology annotation, cellular component: trans-Golgi network. Bases 34 to 4389 code for a protein of 1451 amino acids. The record is from RefSeq and is a predicted model, not a curated record.
CAAACAUACAAGUGAAGUCACAGCGUAUCCUCGAUGAGCAGCUCCGCGCCGCCGCGAUGGAAGCGGCCGGCGGAGUUCCUCGUGUAUCUGGUCCCCGUGGGCGGCAUCCCGUCGGACUUGUUCGCGUCCUACGCGCGCCUGCUGCAGAGCCACAGCGAGCUUCCUCUCCGCAGUCUCACGCGUCCUGGAGGCUAUGCAGCCGAGUUGUCUCCGUUCCGCGGCCUGGACUGGACCGGCACGGGCUCACUACGCUUCCACUUCGUAUCAACCGCCGAGCACGUGGAUUCCUACGACGGAGAAGAUGUACACGCGAGUCGUCGCGUCAUUGGCGCAUUGGGCGUUUGCCACAGUCCGUCACUCACUUUAAGCGGUGGACUACGCGCCGCCCAUGCACAGUUCGAGGCAUCAGUUCAACGUUUUCCGGGGCUUCUGAUGCACAAACUCUUCGCCUUCGAGCACGCGUUCGAGGACGUCACAUCCAGCGAGUGUGAGGGACUCAGCGACCUCGUCAUGUUCCCCGUUCACCACGAACUUGAAGGAACCGGCGAGUCCACUGUGACUCUCCACUUACAGGUCGUUAUGGACACACUGGCUGUCAAUAUCCUCAUGGCUUUAGAGAGCGCUAUUAGAUCAGCCACGUCCUCUGCUGCUAGUGGAAUAACCCAAGGCGGUGGAGACCUCGCCAGUGUCCUACUAGACGUCAACGUGGAGCCACAGCAGUCGCAAUCCAUUCAACACUCAGUUUCGUCCCCUCUAGUUCUAUCACGAGACCCCACAACCUUCAGCUCUGCGUCCAGUCCGUCUUCUCGCUCGUCCAACUCGUCAUUUUCAUCCAUUCCUUCGCCUUUGGCUGCUGGAGUCGCUGUUUUCGACCCGCGGAAUCGACGACGGAAGCGACACUUGGCACGUAGAGAAAAACUUCUGGGAGACUACAGUGUACUCGUGAGUUGCAUCUCGGAUGCGAUGGAUCAUUACACGGUCGCAGUUGAAAUGUUACGAGAAGAAGAACGACGCAGUGGAGGCGCAUCGGGAGACGCUCUAUGGCACGCUGCAGCACUGGAAGGAUACGUCUAUUGUCUGUACACUGACGCCAAGGAGAAAUUCUCGACUGAACUUGUGGAAAAGGCCUCCGAAGCCGUCGCAUUCUACGCUAAAGCAGGUACAACCGAGCUGGAGAGUCUACUAAUCGAGAAUAUCGGCUGGUGUUACGCAGAUAUUGCAAUAACGACAUUGACGCGCACGUCAAUGUCCGGAGAAGCGAAAUUGUCAGAAAGUGUAUGGAUUAAACGAUUACUUUGGGACGUACUGGAGAGAGGCCUGAUGCUGUUUCCAGAGCUUCAAACACAGCGCCAAGUAGAGUUUUUGAUCCAGACCAGCAGAAUGCUAGAGAGUGUGGGGCAUCGACGACGUGUGGCGCUCUUUCUGCAUGAAGCUGCGUCGCUGUUGUUAGCCAGGAAUGCGCCAGCUGUAGACUCCCAGUUAAAGUUGUUGCUAUCACCUUCCAAUGUUACAACAGGACCUCAGCGACAAAGAGACCUGGAGUCAGCUUUGUUACUCGAGCGUAUUGCAGCGGAGCGCCUGGGUAUUCAAGACCGGAGAGACGAAUUGCCAUGGGAAGUCACGACGCAAUACCGACGGAAUAGGAGACAGAAAUCCUCGAGCUCUACGACUACACCGGACAAUUCCUGGCUGAUCAUACGCUUCCAUGUACUACGACAACUCCUGACAAUAGCAAGGAUGCUGGGAGACGCUCUACUGGUCGGGAAAUACUGUCUGCAGCUGUUAGAGAUGCUGGUUUGGUGUGAUUCCAUCGCAUCUGUGGACUCUUCUCCUUCGUCAUCGCUGCUCGUGGAUCAUCUCCAACAACCUGCGACUUCUCUUCGUGUGACGCACUUAUCGACUGAACGAGCAGCAGCAGGGCUUCAUGCAAAGAGUGGCGUGUAUUUCUCUCCCCCGCCAGGUAUCGACACGAGAGUUCGACGCCACUUUAUCAAUUCCCCGUCUGCCACCAUGUCCAAUGCAGCGGCGUCUAUACAGUCGACGCUAACCAACACUCCGCGAAUUUUAGCAACGCCAAGACAACAAUUCUCCGCAGCGGUGAAUGCGAUUUCGACCAAGGCGUCGCCAGCGUUUACUCCGUUCUCUAACGCUCAUAACCAGCUCAAUGGAGCCAUGACAACUCGCGCAGGAGGCUCAGAAGAUCGUACACAGGCUGAGUUUGGCGUGAACGGAGACAAUGGGGCCAAGAGCUCUCGAGUUCUGACUGGGAACGAUGGUGAGGCUGACUCUGGAGUGGAGACAGAAGCUGAUUCGGUGUGGAAUUUGCGAUCGAAGACUGAGAUUGCCAAGAUUGAGCGGAAGCUGCUGAAGAUUCUGGAGUCUGACUGCACGACGCUGCGUUCUAGUGAGCAAACGAAGCUGCCGACGUUCCUCCGUGUGGAUAAACUGAAGUUGCGCUCUAAUUGCAACUUGCAGCAUCCUUUUCUGGCCCGACAGACUGCUCUCGAGAUGUUUGGGAUGCAGUCAGCAACUAGUCAACAAGAGGCCAAGUCGGAUUUCUUCUAUUCUCCGUUCGAGAAGAAGCGGAAGACAGGAGAUAGUGACGAAGAUGACGCGCCUGCUAUGUACGAAAGGGGAUUUCCAGUUCAUGAGCGAAUCGAGCUGCAAUUGACUUUAUCGAACCCAACGGGCGUCGCUGUCAAGCUGCAAGAAGUGAAAGCAUGGGUAUCAUUCGCUGAAAGUGAUGACAGCAUAUUAGCAGGUACACUGGAUGGAUUUGUCGAGUGCUAUCCGUGUUUUUUCACGUUAGAACCUUAUCAACAACAGAAGACGGUGGUGUUGGGGAUUCAACCAUUGAAAGUGGGGACGUUCCACGUCUGUGGCUGCUUCAUUAAGGCCUUCAACAUCAAGACUUCCUUCCGACUCAAUAAUCCUGUAAAAAUCCGCGUUGUAGGCGAGUUGCCGAUGGUGUCACUCGCUCUUCGAGAACACGGAUCGAUGGCGCUAUUGGAUGGCCAUAAGCCUGCAGAACCGGUGGCUUCUAACGUCCAGAUUGCCAUGUUUUGCUCCGAGACAAGGCGGUGUAUGCUUCGUGUACGCAGCACUGGAAACCGAAAUAUCACGAACUACAGACUGGCGGUAACUCUUCAAAAUCGUCGUGCAGCGAAGAAAACAUGUGUGGUUUUUAACAACUUACCGUCGGUAGAUACCAACGGUAGCGCUAAUGAGGCUCCUGAUGAUCAGAUUGAGACCAAAACUCUAGUAUUGAGAUGCGGCAAAGUGGUGUCGUCUCCGCUCCCUCUUGCAAGCGGUGAUUUUGUGAGUAUCCCGUUCGAAGUAUCACUUUCCGGACAACAGGAGACUUUGGAUGAGGAUAUCCAAAUUGAAUGGAGUUUUGUAUAUGCCGAUGAGAACUCAGUGGACGCUGUCUUCUAUCGAGAAUCGAAGUUGACGUUGCAGGUUGUGUCCCUCCCGUCGCUCAUGCUUCAGUCGGUAACGUUACUGUCAUGCUGUUCGGAACACAUUCCGAAUUGUCGGACUGCGACAACGGACCAUUUGUAUUGCGCCAUCAUGGUCCACGUGGUUAAUCCGACUGAAACUACAUUUCGAUUCCGACUCCACCGCGACUUUGACGACAGUGGAGACGUAACCUGUGAGGCGGAAAUUGGUCGCCAAUGUUCCCGUCGGUUUGUGGUCGAAGUCCCGCGUUUACAGGCGAUGCCUAGCUUGGUAGACGUAUUGAAUGAGAUGAUCGAGAUGGAAUGGGAAACGUAUUUCGGAACACGAGGACGUCUGCUGUGUGAGGAUCACCACAUUGGAUCCAUUGACCAGAUGAAACGUGAAUUUUUGUUACCGCCAGUUAACUUCAAGAUUCAAUCUCCUCUUGAAGACAUCGCAUCAGUUUUGACAGGUGAAGAGCAGAAUGGAAGUGUGAGUAAGCCCAAGCACGGAAGAGAUCGGAGCUUGUCGCUUCAUCCGUUGAGUUUCUUCCAGGCGACCCAUUUAGCUGUGGAAUAUCGGAUGUUACAAACCAGAUUGUUCCAGUAUGUUCCCAUUACUGUCACGAUCCAGCGAGCUGGAGAACAUUCAGUGUCAGUUGUGGAGGUGGAACUGAGAGUCACAGAGGACGGCGAGAAAGGCGAGAUGAGCGACCACGUGAUGGUCGUGGGGCUAUUGAAAACUCAAGUGCAGUGGGAUGAUCCAAUGGAUCGAAGGCCAAAGUUCCACGAGGUUCAGUGUUUGUUUCUCUCGGAGGGGAGUUUUCGCGUCACAGUGUGCGGUCGAGUACUUGACGAGGAUGUAAAGCCAAUAGGUGGAGAAGUUUGGUCUCACCAGUCGAUGCAUGUACGCGUCCGAUCGGAAGACGUGAAAAGCGUGAGUACUAUUUAAUGAAAAGUUACUGAGUGGGCUUGAAUGUUAUGAAUUGUAAGUAAAAAAUGUAAGUAGUUGCAUUCUGUCAAAUUGUGUGC